AUGGAUCGCGCGAUGAUGGACGACGGCGACAGCAGCAGUAGCCACAGCCUCCCCUACGCCACCGUGCAGCACUCCGAUCCGCUGAUGCACCACCACUCCGCCGCCGCCUCCGCCGACGACGUCGAUGGCUUCGUCCGCCACUCCAGCUCCACCACCGCCAGCUCCGGAUUUUAUUCUGACUACCCCUUGGCCACCUCCGGCGAGAACUCCCCGUUCGUCAUGUCCCCCUGGCACCAGUCCUCCACCCCCUUCCCCUGCGACGCCGUCUCUUCCGCCUCCGCCACCGGCCUCCUCGCCUCCCUCGUCCGCGAGGAAGGCCACAUCUACUCCCUCGCCGCCGUCGGCGACGUCCUCUAUACCGGAUCCGACAGCAAGAACAUCCGCGUGUGGAAGAGCCAGAAGGACUUCGCCGGCUUCAAGUCCAGCAGCGGCCUCGUGAAGGCCAUCGUCGUCGCCGCCGACCGCAUCUUCACCGGCCACCAGGACGGCAAGAUCCGGGUGUGGCGCGUCUCCCCCAAGAACCCCACCGUCCACAAGCGCAUCGGCAAUCUCCCUCGCCUCAAGGACGUCCUCCGCAGCUCCCUCAAGCCGUCCAACUACGUCGAGGUCCGCCGCCACCGCAGCGCCCUGUGGAUCCGCCACUCCGACGCCAUCUCCUGCCUCAGCCUCAACGAGGACCACGGCCUCCUCUACUCCGCCUCCUGGGACAAGACCUUCAAGGUCUGGCGCAUCGCCGACUCCCGCUGCCUCGAGUCCGUCAUCGCCCACGACGACGCCGUCAACUCCAUCGUCGCCGCCUUCGGGGGCCUCGUCUUCACCGGCUCCGCCGACGGCACCGUCAAGGUGUGGCGCCGCGAGCUGAUGACCAAGGCCACAAAGCACACGCCGGUGCAGACCCUGCUGAAGCAGGAGUGCGCCGUCACGGCCGUCGCCGUCAGCUCCUCCGCGCCCGUCGUCUACUGCGGUUCCUCCGACGGGCUCGUCAACUUCUGGGAAGGCGAGGUCAAGCUGGCGCACGGAGGGGUGCUCCGCGGCCACAAGAUGGCGGUGCUCUGCCUCGUCGCGGCCGGGGGCCUCCUGGUCAGCGGCUCCGCCGACAAAAACAUCUGCGUGUGGCGGCGGGACGGCGCCGUGCACAGCUGCCUCUCGGUGCUGAGCGGCCACACGGGACCGGUAAAGUGCCUCGCCAUGGUGGCGGAGGAAGAGCGAGACGAAGGUGGUGCCGGCGCGGGAAGUUGGAUCGUGUACAGCGGGAGUCUGGACAAGUCAGUCAAGGUGUGGCGAGUGUCGGAGCAGCCGCCGGAGGCGCUGCUGAGGGGCCCAAUGAACGUGCCGACCGACAUGGACGAUGCGGUGGGCCGCCACGUGACGACAUCUUAA
Messenger RNA from Zingiber officinale, 1380 nucleotides. Its product is annotated as protein JINGUBANG-like. Gene Ontology annotation, molecular function: protein binding. NCBI's taxonomy places the organism in Eukaryota, Viridiplantae, Streptophyta, Magnoliopsida, Zingiberales, Zingiberaceae. The record is from RefSeq and is a predicted model, not a curated record. Bases 1 to 1380 code for a protein of 459 amino acids. The transcript has a single exon.